GCAUUUUCCAAGUGUCAUCUGGCUCGAUUUGGCACAGGUACCCCACUGAGCACCCUACUACAAGAUACUACUAUGCAUGCCGUUUCGCAUAAUCAGGCAAAGACAGAUCCCGACCAACAAGCGAUCGCCCAGUCCUCCGAGGGUCAUGAUAAUGGAACCGAUACCAUUUCCGCACUUCAGCAAGCCAAAGCGAAACUCGCCAAGAAUUCGACGAAUCUAGAACAGCUGAGGCAGCUUUUGCUUGGCCAAGUUGACCCUGCUUCCCUUCCAAAGCGCAACGUUAACACGAAUGCUGACGACACCGACUGGCCGUCUUUAUUGCGCGCUCGUGACGAGGAAUUGAAUCACAUUCGUGAAAAACUGAAACAAGCAGAAGAAGCAUUUCAGGUGUUGAAGGAAACCACGGACGAAGACCGACAUCGACUAAUGACGUGUCAUCGCAUGGAAGUGAAUCAACUGCAUCAGCAACUGGAGGCUUUUCAGACAUACAAACAACGAGCGACGGAGCUCGAUGCGGAAAAUAAGGAGUUGCACGCGCAAGUUCAGGAACUGGUUGAUUUAUAUAACGAAUUGGAAGAACGGCACGCUCGAGAAAUGCAACGCAAAGUGCAACUGGAUUUAUUGGUUCGCGAGAACGGGGAAGAGCUAAAACGCGUCACCGAUCACGCCAUGGAUCGCGAACAGCAAAUGGAAUCCAUGACAAGAAAAGUAGAAAAACUCCAACAUCACAUAUCAUAUUUGCAAAAAAUCAUGAAGAAAAAGGAUCGUGAAGAACGGUCGGAAAACUCUGAUAUACGAAGCGAGCGUUUCGGUUUCGGCAAUUUGCGGAACCUCUCCAAGUUGCAUAUUGCAGAACCUCGUCCACUCUCUUUUGCUCAGCUGUUCUCCGAAAAGCCGUACGAUGAAAGUAAAGUAAAAUCUUGGAUAGAAAAAGUAGAAACACCACCCAUGACGACCUCUUAUGAAAAAUCGCGAAGAACAUCCCAUCAUCGGCAGUCGCCCCUGAAAACCGAUCAUUCUCGUCACGACCAACAGCAGCCAUCCUCACACUCUCCCGCUAAUCGAAACACUGCACAAUACGACGUGGAAAAAAACAGAGACGCAAGUCAAAAUAGGCUGUCCUCCUCCCGAAUGUCAGAACAACGCCCAUCCUCUCGAUCUUCGAUCCCACUAUCACAUAGCGCACAGCAAAGACUCGAUGCAGUAGCUGAAACGCAUCAAGACAAUCUGAGCAAAAAGUUGGAAACGUGUCAACAGCGUCUCAAAGAUAAAGCGCUGCAGUGCCGUGAACAAGAAGAUGUCAUACGACGGUUGAACGAACAUAUCCAAUUAUUACAACAACAAUCUUCAGACUAUCGAGCCAUCAACACAGAAAGGGAGUCCAAAGUUGUGGAUCUUUUGCAAGAAUCCAUACAGUUAAUAGAGGAAAAUGCAAGGUUGAAAUCGGAUAUUGGCAGCUUGUCAGAUGGCUAAAAGAUUACCGUUGUUAUAUAUUUCACUGCAAAAUCUAUACAUUCUGUAUUUGUCUCUCAGACAUUGUAUUCUCGAAAAUUCCUUGUUCAAUGGAUUACAGAUUCCUGCUUAUUGUGCUGAUGAAAGAACCCGCGUCCCCCAUCCAGAGUAGCCUCAACCUUGUCCUGCAUCGCUGUCUAAAC
Molecule: messenger RNA, 1655 nt
Organism: Radiomyces spectabilis
Lineage: Eukaryota; Fungi; Mucoromycota; Mucoromycetes; Mucorales; Radiomycetaceae
Exons: 3
Coding region: 73-1473 (466 amino acids)
Source: RefSeq, a predicted model, not a curated record